AUGAUUAAUAAAAGCUCAAACGUGGUACCCGGAACGCAAUUGUGUUACCGCGCAUUGUAUGCUACUAUUGUUGGCGAACAGCCACUUGAUUGUCUUCCCGGCACAAGUGUGAAGAUGAGUGAAAAUGGCCCGGUGCUCGUCGAUCAUGUAAUGCGGGUUGCUAGACCGUAUAUACCUAAUGAAUCCCGGCGGGGAUAUAAUAAUAAUAAUAUUAAUACUAUUAAUAAUAAUAAUAAUACUAUGAUGACUGGAGAGUCCCCGGCGGCGGCGGAGGAAAUGCGGAAUGCGUUGAUAGAUUUACGCCGGCAAAACCGUCAAUACCAUCGGGAUCUCGAGACGUGUACACAACAGUUGGAAAUGCGAAAACAGGAAGUGCAGGCACUGCAGAAUAAACUCCGCGUUGUACACAUGCAAGCACGUAAACUCGGAUACGAUUUCCACGACCUUGCUGAUAAAGGAAAUACUAAUAAUAAUAAUAAUAGUAGUAGUGGUGGUAGUAAUACUAAUACUAUUAGGAAUGGGUAUAGUAAUAAUAAUAAUAGUAGCAAUGGAAGUAGAAAUGGAGAACAUACACGUCCUCCAUUACCUCCACUUCGUCUGGAUAUUAAUAAACACGGCCCACUUGCAUCUCCACCUCCUCAUACUAUCACUACUACAACUACUACUACUACUACGAAUAAUAAUAAUAAUAGAAAUAGUAGUAAUAGUAAUAGUAAUAGUAAUGCUAGCACGAGUACGAGUACGACUACGACUACUAGUAGUAAUAGUCAUCCUAGUAGUAAUAGUACUACUAGUGGUGGACCAGUGACUCUCCAAACAACACUAACAACAACACCGCCGCUACCGCCGAUAUUUCAACAAGACUCUACUCAAGAUAUAAACUCUCUCACAACGGAUAGAGGUGGAACUAUGAAUAGUCUCUCUGCAUCCGAUACCGUAGCUGCAGCGACAAGAGAAGAAACACCCCAAGUUGUAGAAAAUGAUACUAUGAAAAAAGAAAUGGAGGUAUUGGAGUCUAAUAAUAGUAGUAGUAUUAUUCAUUCUACAUCUAUGAAUCGCAAAAAUGGAAUCUCUCUUCCUGUUUUACCACAACAUCUUCUUAGUUCAAAUCCUGGGGCAAUGCUCUUUUGUCAUCAUUGCUGUCUCUUUCUAGCGCCUCAUCCUGUUAACAUUUCUAAUCAUCUACAGAGUGAGGGACAUCAUUGUAAUGUAAAAACCCCACUUACUUCUGGGUUAACAUACACACAGUUUGGAAAAUUAGUGCAACGGAUGCCUAGUUUUAUUGAAGCCGUUACGGUGGUUUCAGAGGAACAGAGAUUAAGAGAAACGGCUGCGGGGAAUCAUUUUUUCGAUAGUGGUCUUGACAUUGUACACUCCAUCUGUUCACUCUGUCAAGAGAUUGUGACGACGCAAAGUUAUAAAGUGCAUGAGUCGUUGGCGUCACACCGUCGAAGAGCAAUGAAAACGAAAGAGGAUGCUUCUGCUGUUUAA
This is a messenger RNA of Trypanosoma theileri, 1491 nucleotides long. RefSeq lists its product as uncharacterized. The record is from RefSeq and is a predicted model, not a curated record. Lineage: Eukaryota; Euglenozoa; Kinetoplastea; Trypanosomatida; Trypanosomatidae. The transcript has a single exon. Bases 1 to 1491 code for a protein of 496 amino acids.